AUGUUCUAUUACCCCAAGAGGCACGUGAUAGCAGGGGACUACAUUCAUGACAAGUGGGACCCCGAUCGCAUCGCCUAUCUGCUCUCACCCAUCUCCAUGAUCUCUCUGCUCCCCUGCGUCCUCCAUCCAACCCCUCCAGGCAACAUGUUCUACUAUCCUAAGAGGCACGUGAUAGCAGGGGACUACAUUCACGACAAGUGGGAUCCUGACCGCAUCGCAUACCUGCUCUCGCUGCUCUCACCACACACCGUGCGGCUGGAUCUACUCACCCACUCCUUCGACCACACCAGAGAAGGCAUUCUCAAGGAGCCAUGGUUCGAUGUGCCCUACACCACAACCCUGAUCCCCUCAACCCUACUCGACCAAUGGGCGAGCGACACGUGGCUGCACCCCGACCUGCGCAUGCCUCCCCCCAACGAUGCACCCAGCGCGGUCAACGGGACCACUCCUAGUGUGCCGCGGGUGGUGAGGGAGGAGGCGGGGCGGUGCGUGGUGUGGCACAAGCAGGACGAUGUGUUCCGCUCGCCGCGCCUCAACGCCCACUUCGCCCUCUCCUCCCCCCACGCCUGCGACUCUCCCCGCUCUGCUGCCCUGACCGAACUGGCUGUGAAGCUUAUAGAAGACUCCCUGAACGAGACCCUCUACCUGGCGAGUGUGGCCAAGCUAGACACGCACAUGGCCGUGCAGGGCUUUAAGAUCGAGAUCCGCAUCACGGGCUUCAGCCACAAGCUGCCGACGCUCGCCGCGCGCAUCUUCCGCCACAUCAGCACGUUCCGCGCGCCGGCCGACCGCUUCAGCGCGCUCAAGGAGGAGCGGAGCCGCGCGUACCGCAACGCGCUCUUAAAGCCCCUCAAGCACUCCGCCUACCUGCGCCUGCUGCUGCUGCGCACCCCCGCCUGGACCAUCCCCGAUAAGCUCUCGGCGCUCGCCGCAUGCGAUGUAGAUGAUCUGAACGCCUUUCUGCAGACUCUCCUCUCCCGGACAUACAUAGAAAUGCUCAUUCACGGCAAUGCAACAGAAGCCGACGCUUUAGCUCUCGCCACUGCUGUCACAGAUACCCUCCCGGCGCCCUCGCCUCCGCUGCUGGACCUCCCUUCAGAGCGCUGCCUGCAGCUGCCACGUGGCAAGUCCCUGUUGGUCGAGAGCCCUGUGGGGAACCCAGCAGAGGAGAACUCUGCAGUGGAGGUGUACUACCAGGCCUGCCAGGACCAGGGCCGGGCGUCCAUCCGAGACCGAGCACUCGUGGGCCUCCUUGAGCAGGUCAUGUCAGAGCCAUUGUUCGACACGCUAAGGACCAAGGAGCAGCUGGGGUACCGCGUGGACUGUGGCACCCGCCUCACCCACGGCGUCUUUGGCUUCUGCAUCCGCGUGCAAUCCGCUGAUUAUGGCCCGGAAUACCUACAGCAGCGAGUUGAUACCUUCCUCAGGAGCUUCCGAGAUAACCUGAGUGCUUUGCCCGAGGCGGAUUAUAGGGCGCACAGGGCGGCGCUGCAGGUGCUGAAGAUGCGUAAGGACCACACUUUGGGGGAUGAGACGCACCGCUACUGGGAGCAGAUCUGGGAGGGCAGUUCUCUCUUUAACUCGCGCCAGCUGGAGGCUGUGGCACUUUGCAACAUCACCCUCGCUGAGCUGUGCGCGUGGUUCGACUGCCACAUCAGCAUGACAGCUGGCGCCGACAGCGACGGGGGGGACGGUGCUGACAAGGACAGCAUUAUGGUUGAGAAUGGAGAGGCUGGUGCAGGGGAGGUUUAUAAGGGGGAUGGCAAUGGGGAGGGCGGAGGGAAGGUGCUUGCGCGGCGUGUGCUGGUGCACGUGUGGGGAGCAGGGAAGUGGAAGGAGAGGAGUGAGGGGAGCGGUGGGGAGGCAGGGGAAGAGGCAGCUGGAAAGGUUGGAAAGGCCGGGAAGAAUGGGAAGGAUGGGAGGGAUGGUGGUAAGGGUGGUGGUACGGAUGGUGGUACGGAUGGUGGUACGGAUGGUGGUACGGGUGGUGGUACGGAUGGUGGUACGGAUGGUGGUACGGGUGGUGGUACGGGUGGUGGUAAGGGUGGGGAAUGGAGGGAAGGGCAGGUGGUGGUUGAGGUGAAGGACAUUGAGAAGGAGAAAGCGUCUCUUGAGCUGUUUCCCGUGCUUAAACCCGUGGUGGUGGCGGCAUGA
This is a messenger RNA of Closterium sp. Yama58-4, 2154 nucleotides long. NCBI's taxonomy places the organism in Eukaryota, Viridiplantae, Streptophyta, Zygnematophyceae, Desmidiales, Closteriaceae. The record is from the annotation of a GenBank genome assembly.